Molecule: messenger RNA, 894 nt
Organism: Parascedosporium putredinis
Lineage: Eukaryota; Fungi; Ascomycota; Sordariomycetes; Microascales; Microascaceae
Source: the annotation of a GenBank genome assembly
AUGUUGAGUCAAACGUACGGCUACAUCCGCGACCAAAUGAGUGCCAUAAGCGGGAUGAAUAGUUCUCCUCAACAACAACGGUUCUUUGAGCCGUCGCCUGUGGACGUACUUGUGCUCAAGGUUAUGGUCCAGAAGGCCAAGGGCAUCCCCUUGGAAAUCGUGGACACCAUUGUCGAGUUUGCCGAGUACUGGCCGUGCUCGCAUACCUCUGUCGACUACCGCAAUCCCGUUACCGGCCACGAAUCGAAGGCGUUUAGGCAGGAUGCUAACACUAUGGUGCUUCGAACACCACCAAUUGGAUUUCGCAAUCCACUGACCGACCGCUACUCGACGGACGAGAAAAUCCCGCCGGGAGAGAUUCGAAACGAGUGCGAGCUCAAACACUUUGAAAAGUACCUCGGUGAGGCCAUGCCGCCACUGAAAAACCCGGUCCGCAAGGUCGUGUUCACCCUCAAGAGCCGAGAUCAGGGUUGGGGCGGCGGCCCGAGCCAUGGGAUGUACGAAGGCUCAUAUACCUGGUUCGAGGCUGGCGUAGAGAAGUUUGACAUUGAUGCGCAAUCCACCGACCGAUCGACAAACCCGACCACUUCCUCCCAUAUUGCAAACUCCGGUCGAUUCAGCCCCGCCGAACACGAGUGGCGGCGAGUGCAACCGGGUUGCCGAACGGUCACCCAUGACGCAUACCAUCACCUGGACCUCGCAGGACGACGUCGCGAGCGACUCCCCGAAGCCGAGGAUCUCACGCUGUUUGGGAGAGGGGCGGGUACGGGCGACGGGAACUUUGUCAGAAAUCUAGAGGUCGGCGACGUGAUUACGGUAUGGGCGAAAUCUAGAUUUCCGGGCUGGGUGAAUAAUGUGUAUAGCGUAAAAGUCAGCGUGUACUGGGCUGUGUAG